Molecule: messenger RNA, 6067 nt
Organism: Lemur catta (Ring-tailed lemur)
Lineage: Eukaryota; Metazoa; Chordata; Mammalia; Primates; Lemuridae
Gene: AGFG2
Product: ArfGAP with FG repeats 2
Exons: 13
Coding region: 673-1899 (408 amino acids)
Molecular function (GO): GTPase activator activity
Source: RefSeq, a predicted model, not a curated record
UUGGUUAGUAGAAGGCAAAAGAGAAGACCUCUGAGAUCAUAGGAACAAUGAGGUCUGGCUAGACUUCAGAAACUCCUGAUAUUCUGAGGGCGAAAGGCCAGUGGUCAAGGUGAGAAAGAGCAAGAGAAAUACUAUAAAAGCAGCCUGGCUAGAACUUAAAGCAAAACCAAACCAAGCCAUUAGCAAGAGAGGCUUUAGGAAAGAAAACUGGACUAUCUUUGAAAUGUGAUCGGAAGAGAGUCUUCAGGGCAGAUCAAGUUUAAGAGCUAUUGUUUGAUAUGUAGUAACAAAGCCUUGCUUUUGGUUUUCCCUGCUCUUAUCUUUCCUUGGAGCUUCAGUCUUCUUUGAUAUUGCUUGUCUUUUAUAAGGGUAUUUUGAGACCCUUUACUUAAAAGUCUAGCAGCAGAAUUGCUGAAAACAGCCUCCAUUGUAGCCUCCCUCCAGUGUUCUGUCCUUUGUUAGAAUCCCAUAACGAAUAAUCAGCCAUCCAAAAGGGCAGCUGCAACUUUGCUGUUCACUCUGUACUGUGUCAUCUGCCCCCUACUCCCUGCCUCACUGCCUUCGCUUACACCAGCAGAAACAUUGCCAUUCUCCCAGAGUUGGCAGGAGCACCUUUAUUCUGUGUAUGUGUGGAGAGGGCUGAACCCUCCUCACCGUGUCAAGUCUAUCUCCAUGACAACUUUCACUGAACCUGAAGUAGUAUUCCUGCAGUCUCGUGGCAAUGAGGUUUGCAGGAAGAUAUGGCUAGGUCUAUUUGAUGCUCGGACAUCUUUAGUACCAGAUUCCAGGGAUCCUCAAAAGGUGAAGGAGUUUCUCCAGGAAAAAUAUGAGAAGAAGAGAUGGUAUGUCCCCCCAGACCAAAUCAAGGGGCCCACUUAUACCAAAGGCAGUACUUCCACCCCUGUUCAGGGCUCCAUGUCAGAAGGGAAGGCCCUGCGGACACUUCCAGGUGAUCCCAUGCCAUCUCUCUCAGCUGCUGCCUCCACCUCGAGCCAGUCUGUCAGUGAGUCUCAAGCUCAGACAUCCCAGGCCCGGAGCUCUCAGCCACCUUCCCACUCUUCUGUCAAGAAAGCAAGUACUGACCUGCUGGCUGACAUCGGUGGAGACCCCUUUGCUGCUCCCCAGGCAGCACCAGCUUUUGCUGCAUUCCCAGCCUUUGGAGGCCAGACACCUUCCCAUGGGGGCUUUGCCAACUUUGAUGCCUUUGGCAGUAGCCUCAGCUCUUCUGCAUUUGGAAGCAUCCCUCCAACUGGCCAAGCCCCAUUCCCGGCCCAGCCGACACCUGCAGCCAGUCGGAUGCUAACUGGAAGUUACAGCUCUGGGAGCAGCCAGGUGACUCCAUUUGGUGCCACUCCUCUCGUACCUGCCAGUCAGCCAAACAGCCGUGCAGAUAUGGGCAGCUUCCUGGGACCUGGGGUGCCAGCUGGAGGUAUCCCUAGCAGCAUCUUCGGGAUGGCUGGCCAGGUCCCCACACUCCAUUCUGCCGUGACUGGCAGCGGCAGCAGCACAGGGCUUGCCUUUGGAGCCUUCACCAACCCUUUUGCAGCCCCUGCCGCCCAGCCCCAGCUGCCUUCCACCAACCCAUUCCAGCCCAAUGGCUUGGCCCCAGGGCCCGGCUUUGGGAUGAGCAGUGCUGGGCCUGGCUUCCCCCAGACGGUGCCACCCACCGGGGCCUUUGCCAGCAGCUUCCCACCAGCGCUGUUCCCCCCACAGAGCUCGCUGACUCCACAGCAGAAUGGCUCUUCCUUCCCAGGCUCUUCCUUCGGGGACUUAGGAUCCACCAAGCUAGGGCAGAGGCCACUGAGCCAGCCAGCUGGGAUUUCCACCAACCCCUUCAUGACUGGAUCCUCAUCAAGCCCAUUUGCCUCCAAACCUCCAACCACCAACCCAUUCUUGUAGUACUGUGUCCUUGGGGGCCUCUUCCCUGCAUUCUGGGGCCCCUCUGCUCCCUGUAGCUCUGGUGACCACUUGCCUGUGGGCAUUUCUGUGGGCCUGAGACCAGCAGGGGCCCUGUGCUGCGGGGUCAGGGGCUUGGGGAUGGUGGAGGUGCUGAUGCUUUGCUCCGGGCUUACAGGCGAAGUGGCAGCUCCAGGGUCAACUGCCCCAAAACUCCCUCCCUCCUUCCCUCCCUCCUCCUCCUGCCCCCAUGGGGAGGGAGGCCCAGCAGGAAGGAAGACAGGGCCUUGUGGAGGAGCCAUGGUAUUUUUUUGGACUAUUAAUUAUGAUGACAGCCUUGUCCUCUCACCCCCAUCCCUGUCCGUGGGCAGAGGAAGCUGUGGGCACAGACUGACCGGCCUUCCCCCGUGGGAACAAUUCUUCCCCCAUGCUCGGCUCCCCAGCGCUGUGCUCCACGUGGACAGAGCACAGUGGUGAAACUAGGGUAAAGAUGAGACAUGGUGUUGACAGGGACAGUGACAACACAGCUCUGGGAUCAAGAAAACCUGGGCAGCCUGAGUGCCCUUGGUGGCCCAGCUUGGCCAGCGCACGCUUUCCUCCACCACCCGCCAUUGUUUUGCUUCCCCAGCGCCCCUCCCCGUCCUGGGCACUCAGGAUGAAUAGUUUUACCUGCAUACACACAGGCCCAGCUCCUGUCAAGCACUUUAGUUAGCUGUUGGUGUCAUGUUUGGAUACCAGUGUUUUAUAUUUAUACAUAGAGAGAAUUUUCUAAUAUAGCCUAUUAUAUAUAUAUACACGCACAUACGUACAUAUAUACAUAUAUAUACACACAUCCAGCCUGUCUCCUUCUCCCAAACGUCUCCCAUCUGUGCCUCAACCAUCAAAGCCAGAGCUCCAGGGGUGGGGAGAGGGCAGCCACGUGUCCUGACCACCCCAGAACCUAGGCUUUUCCAGGGAAAGGCUUUGUGCAAUUGGCUGGGUUUUUUUUUUUUUUUUUCCUUUUUCUUUUUUUUCCAUGUGCCUUCCCCGCCCCCAAAUCUCUGCACCAAAGCUCAUUGCAGGCAAUGUUGGAAAAGAACUGCAUUUGAAAGAAAAGGAAAAUGGCUGCCAUGUUCUUGCUUUGGCCCAGCUUGAGGGGCCACAGGUCAGUCAACAUGACUGAUCCUUGACCUGGCUCUGCUGGUCUGGACUGCCUGGGUCGGUGAUGACGCUGUGGUUGGCCAAAGACAGGACAGAGCUAGUCCCUGUCUGAACCGGAGUCCUAUCUUAGCAAUGGGAAGGAACAUGGGUGGGAGGGAGCUACCCCUGCGAGGGGUUGGAGUUCGGUAGAUGUAGUAAGGGGGGCAGUUCCCACUGGGGCUAGAGGUGGGCAAAGGAGGUUAGUGCCAACAUGGAGAUGGAAAUAGACCAUUCCUAUAUCUGGGACAUUCUCUGCACCCCCCAGUCUGUUUCCACCUGGGGAUGUUGUAUCAACAGCCAUGGACUGUUUGUGUGGUGACAAGACAGACUGUGGGGUAAACACUUCACCUGGCUCAGGAGAAGCAGAGGACUCAGGUUUGCUGUUUGGCCCAAGGCCAGGAGAGGCCCUUCCCCUUCCACCAUUGUCCAGGGACUCCUGGCCCUUAGCUGUUCAUUCUUGGGAUUUCUUUGGGUCUUCCACAGAGAACAACAGAAAUGUGGGAAUUGGGUUAUCAGUUUAUUUACUUUGCAGACUUUUCUCGAAGUACCCCUACCUGCUGCUAUUUGCCUUGCCAGGGUUGGCCUCCCUGCCUUUCCAGGGAUUAGUACCCACCCUGUCUGUGUCUGUGUCCCUCCCAGCCUUUACCCUCCUUCUGUCUCCUGGUGGGGCCUCCCAGGGGGUACCAUCCUUUGUUCCCUGGGUUUUUCAUGUUCUCUCUGUUUCCCUUCUCCCAGUAUUUUUCUCUGCCACCUUGAUUAAGUAGGGGUGUCCUCCCUACUUCUGUCACCCAUUCUUUCCUUUCUGCUUAGAGCCAGGAAGGGAGCAAGUUGAAAUCUGUUACAGUGUAAUAGUAUAUUUCCCCACCUCCCUCACCCUUGCGAACUCCAGGAACACUAGGUAGGAAGUGAAAGGACAGGGAGCGGAAGGGCUUCUCACUGUGUUUCCGCCACACCUGUGCUAUCUCCCAGAGGUUUCCUCAUGGCCUAGUGCCUGGCCCAGGUCCUCCCUGCAGACCUCCCUCCCCUCCCAGUCACCCUGUCCGACAUGGACUGCAGCCAGCACACCAGCCAGGGCUGGAUGACCCAUAGGAGAAGUUAUGCCAGGUCAGCCUCAGACCCCAGGGCAGAAAAACCCAGUAGUUCCCUGGGCACAGGCUGAGAGAGGACUGCAGCUGCCUUCCUUGGCUCCAAAGAGCCCCAGCGCCUCGGGCUCCCAUCCUCCACUGAGCCGCCUCUUCUGGCAAGUGGCAAAGAACGGAAAAAUCCCUAGCCUGAUAGGAAAUGUCUAAAUGACAAGGCUGUGUUCCUCCCUGCACAGCCAUGCCUGGUGGCUGCGAAUGUGAACCCACUGCACACAUUAGACUGGAGUGACUCACCCAGGCUCACACCAGCCUUCUGGCAAGUCUCUACCUCAACAUGUGCCCCUGGCCAAUGCUGUGACCAUGUGCUGCAGACAGCAGUCCCCUGGCUAGGCCGCAGCCUUCAGCAGGUCACCUGUGGGCUGCCCCUAUGGGUGAGGAAGCAGGAGCCAGCCCCCAGCUGCUCUCCAUAUUGGAGCCUACCAGGUCACACCUGGGAUCCAUGGGGUGGAUGUAGGGCCUAAAUGUAUGGCUGUUCCCUCAUCCCCCUCCACAGAGUAGUAAGGACUCAGGAUGGGGAGGGAGGGGCACAUGGAACAGCCCAGUGUCCUCCCUGCAGGUUCCUCCCCCUGGUAGCAUUCUUCCAUUGGAACCUAGAACAUGGUGCCCUGCCCCUGACAUGGGAACAAAGGUAGACUGCUCCCCCCCGCCCCCGAGGUUGGGAGAAGCACUCUUGUCCAGCACAGCUGAGGUUCUGCCACUUCCUGUCCCUGGGAGCAACUCAACGUUACCUGGGCUCCAGGCUGAAAUAAAUCUUUUCUAGGUAAGGUCAAGGUCAGUGUUGCCCGGGCAACUGACACAGGGCAGUUAUUUGCAGGCUCUUUCUGGUACCCAGCAGGCCAAAUUACCUGGCAUUGAUCACCACCUCACUCCCACCCCUGCACCCUCCCCACCCCCUGCCCCUGGCUUGCCCAGAUCCCUGCUGCUUCCUGCUUUAGCGUUACCCAGCACUCAGGGCUCAAUGACACAAAAGUGGUUUGGAGCUGGUCUCUGUGACAGCAGCUGUGAUUUCACAAGGACUAGGGUGCUUGUUGAUGGGGAGCAGGAAGGAGAAGGUAUGAAGAAGAGACCCUCCUUGAGUAGCUUCAAAUCAAGCCUAGGGGAGUAAGGCUCCCAGGCCAGGAGCACAGCAGGACACCUGCAGUGUUCUGCUCCUUGAGGUGGCAGCAAGACAUCUUUUGUGUCCCUGCUGCUUCACACACUGCCUGUAUCAAGGCCCUUGCCCACACAGGGGACUAUGGCCUUGAACACAGACCUGUUUGGUGGCCAUUUAUAGAUCCAUUGCAUACCUGCCUCUCCCUGGCCAACACCCACCACAGGGCAGCUGCUGUGGCUCCCCCCUGCCCCCCCCAACCACCUGAGCUGUGCGCCUCUCUGCACCUUGGUGGAGCUUCAGCUGACAGGGGGCAUCUGGAGCAGGUCUUGAGGCCUGUCUGCCCACCAGUCAGGUACCCAUCCCUGUGAUGCUCGUUGGUUUCCUGCAUCACUCUCACCAUGACCUUGGAAGAGGUGUGUGAGGACCCAGGCUCCUUGCACACAGCACACUGGCUUCCUAGUAUGCCAGCUCACAAACAGGCCCCUUCCCCGGGAGGUGGAGAAGUGUGGGUGGGAAGUUCUGCUCUCCCCUGCUCAGGCUGCCCUGGGCCCUGGACUAGUCUGAGAAAAAGAAGUGGGUUCCCUUGCUUCCAUUCUGCUGUUCUAUCUUGUCCCUUACCCGAGGGAGCAUCUCCCUGAAUACCAUCUUGAACAAGAGCCACAUGGUGCCUCUUCUCUCCUGGACCCUUAGUGUCCCCCUUUAGGAAUUCUAUUUGCCUGAAGAAUGGUAUCAUCAGGUCUUCUAAGGCCUCACCAUG